AUGACCAUGGACACGGCAAAGGCGACACCGCCGCCGCCGCCGUCGUCGUCAGGCGCAGCGUCAUCUUCUGCUGCGUCACCUUCGGCAGCUCGAUCAUCGCCUUUCGCAUAUCAGCAGAAGCUCCUCGACCGCUCAGCAUCAAAAAGCAGCGUCGGUGGAAGCAGCCUUAGCGGCGCCGGCGGCGCAUCGGGUCUCUCCCCAUCAACGAGCGUCCGUCGCUACCCGAUGCCGAGCAGUCACAGACACACAACAUCACUCGAUCCAAGCCGCUUUGCCACGCCCACCUCUUCCUCACGAUCGGUCAAGGCCACCAACGGCAGCACGAGCAGCUCCACCGACUCGAGCCUGACCAAUGGCAAUCACUCGACAUCGUCGCCUGCCUCGCGCACUGCGGCCACAGCUUCUACAGACUCGACGCCCUUUGCGACACCUUCAGCAAGAGCGAACCGCCACAUGUCGAUGCAGCCCACUCCUAAAGCCAGCUUCACAUCACCGCCAACGUCGCCGAAGAAGGUCUCAAGCCCAUUCAUGCGCUCCGCAUCGCCGACAAAGGGCUUCUCCGACCGGCCGUCAUCGCCCAGCAAGGGCAGCGCUAGCCCCACACCAGGCUCGCCGAUCCGAGAUGACAACUCGUGGAUGUCAUCGCCGACUGCAGGCGCCAACGCUGGCGGGCAGGGGUCCUUCUGGUCUUCGACGGGAGCUCAGCAGCAGCCAUCUGCUGUUCAUUUGGGAGAGGUGGGAGAUUUGAAGCGAUCUAGCGUAGGUGCGCUCAAGAUGAUGCGCAACUAUGCGCAAAAGGGAGGAGAUGAGGAUCACGGGCUGGGUUCGUCGACGAGGAUGACCGUGGGCAAGGCGAGGGGAGGACGUACAGAGAGGAUCGAUGAGGAGGUAAAGCCGUCUCGUCCGGGCAGGAUGGAGUCCGAGGAUCAGCAGGAGGGUGAGAUCUUCAUUCCAGGUAUCACAUCGGGCGCAGAGGAUGUCGCUGGUCUGCAUGGUCGUAUUCGCCUGGCUAGACAGGACGCUGCUGGCGCUGGAACCAUUGCAUUGGGCAGGCCGACAAACUCCAACACGAGCCCCGUCGUAUCCAACUUGCCCUUCUCCUCCACCUCCAAGUGGAUGGACACGCAGCGCCACCUCCUUCAAGCCUACGAGUAUCUUUGCCACUGCGGUGAAGCCAAGCAAUGGAUGGAGGCCUCAGUCGGCGAAUCGCUGGGCGCAGUAGUGGACAUGGAGAACGAGAUGAGGGACGGAGUCUUCCUGGCCAAGCUUGCUCGCCAUUUCGAACCCCAGCUGGUUCCGCGUAUCUUUACGCACCCAAAGCUCCAGUAUCGCCAUACGGACAACGUCAACUUUUUCUUCAAGUUCGUCCACUUUGUGGGGCUGCCCGUCUUCUUCCACUUUGAGUUGACAGAUGUGUAUGAGAAGAAGAACUUUCCCAAGGUCGUCUACUGCAUUCACGCAUUGAGCCACAUCCUUGCUCGACAGGGAAGAUCGACCAAAGUAGGCAAUCUCGUCGGCAAGCUCGAGUUCAGCGAUGACCAGCUUCAGCAGACGCAGCGUGGCCUUGAUGCAGCUGGCGUGGCAAUGCCCAGCUUCGGCGGCCUGGGUAAGGCCUUGGCCAAGGAGAUGAACGAAGAGCCCGAACCUGAGCCCGAGUCCGAAGAGGAUCGCAUCGAGCGUGAGUUGGGCGAGAACGCUGCCCACAUCGUAUCCCUACAGUCUGCCUGUCGUGCGGCGCUGGCACGCCGCAACGCCGCCGAGCGCAAGCGUCUCGCUGAAGAAGCUCGAAGACGCGAGCGCGAGGAGGCGGAGCGACGACGCAAAGAGGCAGAAGAGGCCGAAAAGCGCCGCCUGGCCGCAGAGGCAGAAGAGCAACGACGCAAGGCUGAAGAAGCGGCAGCAGCAGCAGCGGCAGCUGAGGCAGCAAGGCAAAGAGCAGAGGAAGAACAACGCCGCAGAGAUGAGGAGCUCCUCGCCAGCGUGGCUCCUAAAGUCCAAGCAGCAGUGCGAGGCGCCCUCCUACGCAAGCGCUUCUUUCGACGAAUCUCUGAGCUGGACAAGCACGAGCAGACCGUCAUUGGGAUGCAGGCGCAAGCUCGCGGCGUACUCGCGCGGAAGUCUUACCAGUCUCUCAUCUCCCAACUUGCAGGCGCCACGCCGGAUAUUGUCAAGCUCCAGGCUGCUCUGCGCUCCACGCUGGCUAAGCGCCAGCUCCUGUCCAGGAUCCAGGCGUUGCGCUCCUCAAGCAGCGAGAUCGUCGGCGUGCAGGCGCAAGUGCGAGGCGUUCUGGCAAGGAGACGACAAACAAAAAUGCGCGAUGCGAUGAGGCGCAUCGAGGUCACACGCUCAGUCGGUGGUCUGCAGAGUAUGGCUCGAGCUGCAUUGGUAAGACGCAAGCAUCACGAGCAGCAGAAGCGCUUUGAGGAGGCCACGCCGGACGUGACCAACUUGCAGGCGCAGAUCAGAGGUGUGCUGGCGCGACAGGAGUACGAGUGGUGGCGUCAGCACAUCCAUGACAGCGAGCCUGUCGCGAUCCACCUGCAAUCCCUCAUCCGAGGCUUGCUCGCACGUCGUCGUCACUACGCGCGCCUGCGACACUACCACGAGCAGAUGAGCAAGGUCGUCAAGAUCCAGUCGCUCUUCCGAGCCAAGCAGCAAGGAGAGCAGUACCGCAGUCUUACGAUGGGCAAAAAUGUCCCCGUCGCGACUAUCAAGAACUUUGGGCAUCUCCUUAACGACAGCGACCACGACUUCGAAGACGAGAUUGAGGUGGAGCGGCUUCGCAAGCUCGUCGUGCGAAGCAUCCGCGAGAAUCAGACGCUCGAGAACGACGUUUCUGAGCUCGACGCCAAGAUUGCGCUCCUUGUGAAGAACAAGAUCGGUAUCGAGGAGCUCAUCAAGGCCAAAAAUGAGCGCGGUCUUCUUCGCCAGCGCGAGGCAGCUGCCGCAACGCUCGCUCGCCGCAACUCUGUCCUCGUGGCCGCUGGUGACCCCUUCGCCGACCAGACGCUGGACCGCACUACCCGUCGCAAGCUCGAGCUUUAUCAAGAGCUGUUUUACUCGCUGCAGACCCGCCCAGAGUACCUGGCUCGUCUCUUUGCACGCGUCGGGCGCAUGGACAUGGCAGAUCGCCAACGCAAGCAGGUGGAGAAGAUCGUUCUCACCCUCUUUGGUUAUGCGCAAAAGGCCCGCGAGGAGUUCCUGCUCCUCAAGCUCUUCCAACGCUGUAUCUCUGAGGAGCUCAGCUACGUUGGCUCGGUACAGGAGUUUAUGCGCGGGAACGCGCACUUCAUUAAGCUCGUCGUGCAGUACAAUCGAGGCGCAAAGGAGAGGCAGUAUCUGCGUGACUUGCUUGCCCCUCUGGUUCAGGGCAUCAUCGAGGAUGACGUGCUGGAUCUCGAGACAGACCCGUGUGCCAUCUACCGCGCUACCAUUAACCAAGAGGAGAUGGAAACGGGCCGGGCCUCAACGCGAGCACUUGAAGUCAACUUCCAAGAAGCCCUCGCCGAUCCAAUGGCCCGCACCAUCUUCAUCCGCCACCUGCAAGCCCUCCGCGCCACCACGGACGUCUUCCUGUCUGCGAUCCUCGGCUCAACGCGCCGCAUGCCCUUCGGUAUCCGCUACAUCGGGCGAGAAGUCUUCCGUGCUCUGCAGAUCAAGUUCCCCGACGAGAGCGAAGACCGUCUCAUCAAGGUUGUGGCGCACCUGGUUUACUAUCGCUACCUCAACCCUGCCAUCAUCGCUCCCGAGGGCUUCGACGUCAUCGACCGCGUGAUUGGGCCGAUGCAGCGCAAGAACCUGGCCGAGGUUUCCAAGAUGAUGACGCAGAUCUCCAACGGCCGUCUCUUCACCGACGACAACCCCUACCUGCAGCCUCUCAACGAGUACGUGCAGCAGGCCUCGGCUCGCUUCACUCAGUGGCUCUACGCCGUCAUUGACGUGCCCGACGCCGAGAUGCAUUUCAACGCGGACGAGUUCCUCGACCAUACGAUUCAGCAGAGGCCAGUGAUCUACAUUACCCCACAGGAGAUCUACAGCAUGCACCUGCUCGUUGCACAGCAGGUCGACGCCCUCGCUCCUAACAUGGAAGACCCGCUGCGUGUCACGCUAGGCGAGCUCGGACCCCCACCGGGAACGGCUAGUCAAGAGCUGAGCGACGCACGAUUGGGAGAGAUUACAUUCGAGCUCAUUAGUCGACGUACCUCGCUCAAGGACCCAGAGGCGGAUACCAAGGCCCUCUUUGUCGAGACGAAGCGCCUCGUCCUCGCGCUACUCAAGGUCCAGUCGGGUAAGACGCUAAUGGAUGUCUUCCUCACGCCCGUGAGCGACCAAGACGAGAUGACCUGGGAGGAGAUCGUCUCUCUAGAGGUGGCUGGGGAUCGUCAACGUCAGCGAGGAUCUCGCCCUCCUGUUGCAGGCGAGACGAUCGCGAGGCUGGAAGACGUGCGUCGCCUUUCGUUCGCUGAGCUCAAGACUCGCACCCUUGAGAAUAUGCUUCAACUUGAGGCAGCAGGCAAGGUCAGCCGUGCUACAGGCUACCAGGACAUGCUGAACAGUAUCGCCCUCGACAUCAGGCAGAAGCAUCGCAAGAGGCUACAGCGCGCGAAUGACAAACAGUCCAUGUCUGUCACUCUUUCCAAUCUUGCAGAAAAGAAGCGCUACCUCGAGGAGCAGAUCAGCUCCUACCACUCGUACGUCGACCAGUCCCGCGAGACGAUGCAAGGCACUCGCGGGGGCAAGGGUGGGAAGAAGCGCUUCGUCCUUCCAUUCUCUCAGCAAUACUUCCACCUGCGAUCACUCAAGCAGCAGGGCAAGGUGCCCAAGUUCGGCUCGUACAAGUACACUGCUGCUCGCUUGCACGAGAAGGGAAUUCUGCUGGGCAUCGAGGACUUUGGUAGCAAUGGCUUCGAGCAGCUUAGCCUCACCAUCUCGUCGGAUGAGCCGGGCUUGUUCACAAUCGAUGCAAGCUUGUUGGGCGUCAAGGCCGCCAGCAAGGAUCUGCGCAUUGAGGACUUGCUCGAGCAGCAGCACAACGCUCUGAGUAACACGCAGACGAUGGACAUUGGCGGGGCAAAGGCGACGCUCAACUUGAAUCUGCUGAUUCAUCUGAUCAAUCGCAAGUUCUACGCGUAG
Molecule: messenger RNA, 5133 nt
Organism: Jaminaea rosea
Lineage: Eukaryota; Fungi; Basidiomycota; Exobasidiomycetes; Microstromatales
Exons: 4
Coding region: 1-5133 (1710 amino acids)
Biological process (GO): regulation of GTPase activity; regulation of actin cytoskeleton organization
Cellular component (GO): cytoplasm
Molecular function (GO): GTPase activator activity; protein binding
Source: RefSeq, a predicted model, not a curated record